AUGCGGACACGACGAGUGCUGUGCCUGGCGCUAGUGGGCCUGCUCCAGUUGGUCCAGAGCGCACCCGCAGCUGACAAAGGAUGUGGCACCAACCCGGCCGACAUUCAUUUUCUCUUGGACAGUUCCGGAUCCGUUGGGGCGGGAAACUUUCAGAAACAGUUGACUUUUGUCAGCCAGUUCGCCGACUCCUUCACCAUCGGACCUAGGGCUGUUCAGGUCGGCGUAACAACAUUCUCGACAUCAGUGCACAACGAAUUCUGGCUCAACCAGCACCCAACGAAGGCAUCUCUAAAGGCAGCCAUACACAACAUCAGGUACAGAGGCGGGAAUACGCAAACCGGACACGCCCUCGAUUUCAUCCGGCAGAAUGCCUUCACGCAUGCGCACGGCGACCGGGAUAAGGUGGCCAAUAUUUUGAUCGUUGUCACCGACGGGAGAUCGUCCAAUCACGCCGACAUGCUGAGGGCUGCCACGGCAAUUCACAAGAAGAAUAUGAAUAUAUUCGCUAUCGGCGUCGGCAGCGGGAUCUCGCAGGCGGAACUGAAGACGAUUGCCAGUAACGCCCACAACGUCUUCACCGUCACCGGCUUCAGCGCUCUACAUCAGCUACAGGCAACACUCAAGAAAACUGCAUGCAUAGUUGAUGGAAAAUGGACUGCGUGGGGAUUCUACAGCCCCUGCACCAAGUCUUGCGGUAGUGGGACGAAAUUCAGGCAAAGGAGCUUCAACCCCCCUCCCGCACACGGGGGGAAACCGUGCACAGGGAAGGCCAAGGAAACGACUCACUGCAACGUGAAGGCGUGUCCGACGACACCGAAACCCACGACGACGCCAAAACCAACAACUCACAAACACGAAACAUUUACUUAUAUUCCAGGCUGCGGUAUACAGCCCGUGGACAUCCUGUUCUUGCUGGAUGCUAGCGGCAGCGUGGGCGAUUCCAACUUCCAGAAGAUGCUGAAGUUCGUCGAGUCCAUGGUGCAGGGCUUCGACGUCAGCCCCACGGCCGCGCAGGUCGGUGUGGUGAGCUUCGACACCAAGCCGUACCUACAGUUCCAUCUGAACAAGUACCACGACAAGGCUGGGGUCGUGAACGCCAUCAAACACAUCAAGUACACCAAGGGCAACACGUACACCCACCUGGCACUGCAGUACGCUCGCAACACCAUGUUGACGGCAGCCAACGGUGCCAGACCACACGCAGCGAAGGUUGCGAUCGUCAUAACUGACGGCAAGUCCAAUAACGCACCAGCUACAGCAACGGAAGCCCGGAACCUCAAGAAGAACGGAGUGACCAUCUUUUCUAUCGGCGUCGGUUCUGGGCCGAAGCAGACAGAGCUUAAAGCCAUGGCAACCGAUCCCGACAAAGAUCACGUGUUUGUGGUCACAAACUUCGAAUCCCUCAAACUGAUCAAAGGCUCCUUGCAACAGAAGACCUGCAAUGCUCCUAACGUUUUUCUUCGUUUGCCAUCCCACUUCAAACUGCAGCACCUGUCUCCUCAACUGUCCAUCCCGGCCACACAUGAUACUCACCUGUCUCCUCAACUGUCGAUCCCGGCCACACAUGAUACUCACCUGUCUCCUCAACUGUCCAUCCCGGCCACACAUGAUACUCACCUGUCUCCUCAACUGUCCAUCCCGGCCACACAUGAUACUCACCUGUCUCCGCAACUGUCCAUCCCGGCCACACAUGAUACUCACCUGUCUCCUCAACUGUCCAUCCCGGACACACAUGAUACUCACCUGUCUCCUCAACUGUCCAUCCCGGCCACACAUGAUACUCACCUGCGUCUUCAACUGUCCAUCCCGGCCACACAUGAUACUCACCUGUCUCCUCAACUGUCCAUCCCGGCCACACAUGAUACUCACCUGCCUCUUCAACUGUCCAUCCCGGCCACACAUGAUACUCACCUGUCUCUCCAACUGUCCAUCCCGGCCACACAUGAUACUCACCUGUCUCUUCAACUGUCCAUCCCGACCACACAUGAUACUCACCUGCCUCUCCAACUGUCCAUCCCGGCCACACAUGAUACUCACCUGCCUCUUCAACUGUCCAUCCCGGCCACACAUGAUACUCACCUGCCUCUUCAACUGUCCAUCCCGGCCACACAUGAUACUCACCUGUCUCUCCAACUGUCCAUCCCGGCCACACAUGAAACUCACCUGCCUCUCCAACUGUCCACCCCGGCCACACAUGAUACUCACCUGCCUCUUCAACUGUCCACCCCGGCCACACAUGAUACUCACCUGCCUCUUCAACUGUCCAUCCCGGCCACACAUGAUACUCACCUGUCUCUCCAACUGUCCAUCCCGGCCACACAUGAUACUCACCUGUCUCCUCAACUGUCCAUCCCAACCACACAUGAUACUCACCUGUCUCCUCAACUGUCCAUCCCGGCCACACAUGAUACUCACCUGUCUCCUCAACUGUCCAUCCCGGCCACACAUGAUACUCACCUGUCUCCGCAACUGUCCAUCCCGGACACACAUGAUACUCACCUGUCUCCUCAACUGUCCAUCCCGGACACACAUGAUACUCACCUGUCUCCUCAACUGUCCAUCCCGGCCACACAUGAUACUCACCUGCGUCUUCAACUGUCCAUCCCGGCCACACAUGAUACUCACCUGUCUCCUCAACUGUCCAUCCCGGCCACACAUGAUACUCACCUGCCUCUUCAACUGUCCAUCCCGGCCACACAUGAUACUCACCUGUCUCUCCAACUGUCCAUCCCGGCCACACAUGAUACUCACCUGUCUCUUCAACUGUCCAUCCCGACCACACAUGAUACUCACCUGCCUCUCCAACUGUCCAUCCCGGCCACACAUGAUACUCACCUGCCUCUUCAACUGUCCAUCCCGGCUACACAUGAUACUCACCUGCCUCUUCAACUGUCCAUCCCGGCCACACAUGAUACUCACCUGUCUCUCCAACUGUCCAUCCCGGCCACACAUGAAACUCACCUGCCUCUCCAACUGUCCACCCCGGCCACACAUGAUACUCACCUGCCUCUUCAACUGUCCAUCCCGGCCACACAUGAUACUCACCUGCCUCUUCAACUGUCCAUCCCGGCCACACAUGAUACUCACCUGUCUCUCCAACUGUCCAUCCCGGCCACACAUGAUACUCACCUGUCUCUUCAACUGUCCAUCCCAACCACACAUGAUACUCACCUGUCUCCUCAACUGUCCAUCCCGGCCACACAUGAUACUCACCUGUCUCUCCAACUGUCCAUCCCGGCCACACAUGAUACUCACCUGUCUCUCCAACUGUCCAUCCCGGCCACACAUGAUACUCACCUGCCUCUUCAACUGUCCAUCCCGGCCACACAUGAUACUCACCUGCCUCUUCAACUGUCCAUCCCGGCCACACAUGAUACUCACCUGUCUCUCCAACUGUCCAUCCCGGCCACACAUGAAACUCACCUGCCUCUCCAACUGUCCACCCCGGCCACACAUGAUACUCACCUGCCUCUUCAACUGUCCAUCCCGGCCACACAUGAUACUCACCUGCCUCUUCAACUGUCCAUCCCGGCCACACAUGAUACUCACCUGUCUCUCCAACUGUCCAUCCCGGCCACACAUGAUACUCACCUGUCUCUUCAACUGUCCAUCCCAACCACACAUGAUACUCACCUGUCUCCUCAACUGUCCAUCCCGGCCACACAUGAUACUCACUUGUCUCUCCAACUGUCCAUCCCGACCACACAUGAUACUCACCUGCCUCUUCAACUGUCCAUCCCGGCCACACAUGAUACUCACCUGUCUCCUCAACUGUCCAUCCCGGCCACACAUGAUACUCACCUAUCUCCUCAACUGUCCAUCCCGGCCACACAUGAUACUCACCUGCCUCUUCAACUGUCCAUCCCGGCCACACAUGAUACUCACCUGCCUCUUCAACUUGAAACCCACGAUGGCUGCUACACCCAAACCAACGAAACCAGUUCUAAAACUCCUUUUCUUCGACUUGUGACAGACUGCGGUGCGGAGGCUGAUAUCGUGUUUCUUCUGGACGAGUCGGGAAGUGUAGGGUCCACCAACUUCAUCAAGAUGAAGAAAUUUGUGCAAGACUUCGCCAAGACAUUCACUAUCGGGUCGACCGGAGUUCAAAUCGGGGUGGACACGUUCUCCAGUGCACCCCACAAACAGUUCGACCUCAAGAGCUACCACACCGGAGCGGACAUCGCCGCCGCCGUCGGGCGAAUCAAGUACCUAAGCGGCAGCACCCACACAGGGGAGGCCAUCCGCUUCAUGAAGGACCACAGUUUUACAGCCGCGGCCGGUUUACGUCCCCACGUGCCUCACAUUGCGAUCAUCAUGACGGACGGACAGUCGAACAACAAGGCGCUGACGAAGACCGAGGCCGCCAAGUUGAAGACGAUGGGGGUGAAGGUGUUGGCACUCGGUAUCGGGAACGGCAUCAACGACCACGAACUCAAGGACAUGGCCAGCGACCCCGACAGCCAGUACGUCUACAAGGCGGCCACAUUCGACGCGCUGGCCUCGCUUAAAGGCGUCCUCGCGGCCAAGGCGUGCGAAGCUCACUGCGGCGCUAAAGCGGACAUCGUGUUCCUCCUCGACUCGUCUGGCAGCGUGGGUUUGAAGAACUUCAACACCCUGCUGUCGUUCGUCAAGAGCGUCGUGCAGCCGCUGGCCAUCUCCCAGACCCAGAUCCGAGUCGCCGUCGAGAAGUUCAGCAGCCGACCCUACACCGAGUUCCACCUCAACAAGCACGACAGCAAGCAGAGUGUGCUGCACGCCAUCGACAAUGUCAAGUAUGUCGCCGGCGGCACCAACACCGGCGACGCCAUCAAGUACAUGAAGGACGUCAUGUUCAACCAGAAGAACGGCGAUCGACCAGGCGUGCCCAAUAUCGGCAUCAUCGUCACCGACGGUCGGUCGGCGAAACCCGACGACACGGCGACACAGGCCCAUCUGGCCAGGGCUGCGGGAAUCAACCUGUUUUCCGUCGGCGUCGGGCCGGCCAUUUCUGAAGAGUUGAAAGCCAUGGCGACGGACCCGGACAAGGAUCACGUGCUAACUGUGAGCCACUUCGACAAGCUGGCAGGAAUAUCAGCGCUCUUCACGCAGAAGGCGUGCCAGGCUGUAACGACGUUGUCGCCGGACCUGGACACGUGUCAGGACGGACAGCCAAACUGCGACAAGUACGACAGGAGCAUGUGCACCCAGUUUGCUCAUGGGCGCACACCAACUGCCCGCGCAUCCAUUCCUACAAUUCCUCCACCAUGCGCGGAUAAGCUGACCAACUGCAAGUCUUUCGCCGCCACCUCGUGUGGACCUCAAUAUGCCAACUGGGCUAAGGAGAACUGCCGGAAGUACUGUGGAUAUUGUGUUCCGUCAACUCUAACUGGAUACUUUGGUAAAUGCUACUACAACGGCAAGCAGUACAAACAGGGAGACAAAUGGACGGACGGAUGUCAGUACGAGUGUGAAUGUAUUGACGAAAGUCGCGGAAAAUACCAGUGUUUCAAUAAAUGUCCAGCAUAUUACAAGCUGCCGUCUCAGUGCACGCUAGUUCGCGUCCAAGGCGAGUGCUGCCUGAAACCAGUGUGCGACUUCAAGGGAAGUUAUCAGACAUCCACUGGACAGAAUGUUGGCAAACUUAAUGGAGUCAACGUUUGCGUGUACAGUGGCGCUAAAUACUACCAGGGCCAGACGUGGCAGGUGGGGUGUGAAUUUCAGUGCGAGUGUCGAGACGCCAGCGUCGGUCUGUGGUCUUGUCAGAGCGUAUGUGGUCACUAUGGCUCACUGCCACAGGGCUGCAUGCUGGCGAAGAAACCUGGCGAGUGCUGUGAGAAACCCGUGUGCGACUUCCACACUCAGUAUGGCGCCUUUACAGGAAAGGGGACAGUGAGCGGGCCAGGCGACAUGGUUCAUGAGUGCUGUGAGAAACCCGUGUGCGACUUCCACACUCAGUAUGGCGCCUUUACAGGAAAGGGGACAGUGAGCGGGCCAGGCGACAGUACGUACUUGUAUAAAGCUUACCUGAUAGUACCACUGUUUGCACAGUGGUUCAUGAGUGCUGUGAGAAACCCGUGUGCGACUUCCACACUCAUGGUUCAUGAGUGCUGUGAGAAACCCAUGUGCGACUUCCACACUCAGUAUGGCGCCUUUACAGGAAAGGGGACAGUGAGCGGGCCAGGCGACAAGUCCAAGCCAACAGCCCCACCGCCGUGUGUGGACAAGAUAACAAACUGUGCAGCCUACGGCCAGAACACUUGUAGAGACACCCAGUUCCGAGAGUGGGCUAUGAAGAACUGUAGAAAACACUGUCGACUGUGCACUGCUGCCAUAUUACCUGGACCAAACGACGUCUGUAUCCACAAAGGAAUUGCUUACACACAAGGCCAGCGAUGGUCCGACGGAUGCAAUGGAGAGUGUGUUUGUGAAAAUUCUAAAUAUGGUUACUACAGAUGCAAUGAUCAAUGUCCAAAAUAUUACAACUCCCCUCCAAGCUGUCAGCUGGUUAACAUACCAGGCCAGUGCUGCAAGUUCCUGCAAUGUCCAGGAGGGACGUUCGUGGGUUCCCAGACACAACCCGGCAGUAUUGGGGGCUACCCAAUCCCAGUUCCGAACAUCUACCCAACCCCGGCACCAGGAGCCACGUACCCGCCCGGCCAAGUGCCCACACGAUCACCAUAUCCAGUGCCUCAGAAGCUAAAUGGAUGCAUGUAUAAAGGAGGUCUGUACAAACAGGGACAACAGUGGCACGACUCCUGUCAGUUCAGCUGUACCUGUGUGGAUGGAGCGUCAGGGCGGUUCCGCUGUACUCCCAGGUGUCCCAAGUUUGACCACCUGCCGACCGGUUGUGUACUGAAAGACACCCCCACAGAUCCCUGCUGUCAGGUUCCUGACUGCACCCACGCGUCCCCUGGCGCCGUCGUCGUGCCAAGCUAUGGCCCUGCGUUUACUGGGUACGGCCCUGUGUCGUACCCCACCGGUACCGGCACCCUCCCUGGUGGGACAGGGGGAUUUGGGACAAUGCCUCCAGUUCAUUCCGGAACCAACCCACCAAUGACAGGAACUAGAGUGGGUUGUAGCUACAAGGGCGUCAUUCACCAACAAGGGGAGAAGUGGAAAGAUGGCUGCCAGUACGACUGCGAGUGUGUGGAUGGUACAGUUGGUUUCUAUAAGUGUACCGAGAUAUGCCCGAAGUACGAGAACCUGCCACCUCAGUGUCACCUGAUACCCGACCCGAAGAACGCCUGCUGCAAGACGUACACGUGUAACUUCAACCAGCAAAUAACAACUCUACCUCCACUGUUCGCACAGACCACACCUCAAGCAGGAUCCGAUUUCUGCGUUUACCACGGGUACUACUAUCGACAGGGCGAGGAAUGGAAAGAUGGGUGUAGCCUGACAUGCCGCUGUGAGGACGCCAGAAACAACUAUCACCAGUGUACAGAUAGAUGUCCCAAGUUCACCAGCAUCCCUCUUGGGUGCCAGAUGGUCGCAGACCCACAGGACCCUCUGUGCUGCAAGGUUCCAGAGUGUGACUCUUCGCAUGUCGGGCCAGGUGGCGCUGUCAACGGAAACUACCAGCCUCUAGGUUUCAUUGGCUCCUUCACUGGAUAUGGCCGACCACCAAAUUCUAACGUGGGCGUCAAUACCGGGUACAGAGGCGCGUGUAUCUACAAGGGUCAUAUUCACCAGCAGGGCAGCACGUGGCAUGACGGCUGCAGAUACGACUGUGAGUGUACGAACGCCAUGUCUGGACAGUACAGGUGUACUGACAGGUGUCCACGAUAUGCUGCCCUGCCUCAGGGGUGUACGCUGGUCACCGACCCCAAUGACCGCUGCUGUCAGAAGGCUGAAUGCGCUCCCCCAGUCGCCCAAACAUCACCGCCAGCUGGCACUGUUCAAACCGGAACCGGAACCGGAACUGGGACCUGCCAUGACAAGUUACAGAACUGCUACCUGUACGGCAGUUGGUCGUGCAAGGACCCCUACACGAAAUGGGCCAAAGACAACUGUGCCAAAUUCUGUGGAUUCUGUGGUGGUGCAGUUACUGCUCCAUGUCGCGAUCUGCUGCCGAACUGCGCCAAUUACGGCCAUGAUGGAUGUGUCGGAAACUACAAAGCAUGGGCGGAGUAUAACUGUCGCAAGUCGUGCGGUUUCUGCGGAUCACAAACGCCAGUGCCUGCUACUACAGCACCCCACGUCCCGAUUAUUGGACACCUAACUCCAGUACCUGGAUCAGGUAAUCAGAACUGCCGAGAUAAACUAACAACGUGCCACACGUACACCCAGGAUGCUUGCCACGACCCUUACCUUCAAUGGGCCAAGACCAACUGUGCCAAGUACUGCGGUUUGUGCGCAAUAAGCAAUAAGACAACUGGCUGCUACUACAAAGGAACAAUUCACAGGAGCAGCGAAAAGUGGCAGGAUGGCUGUGAAUACAACUGCACGUGCAACCCCCUCAUCCAGGUUUGUAGAUGGGGAGGGGUUGGGUGGUGUGAUAUUAAUGUAAUAUGUCAGACGUUCAGCAACCUGCCAGCGGGCUGUACUCUGAAGAAAGCUCCUGGAGAAUGCUGCGCGAAACCAGACUGCACCGCUCAACAUGUUGGAACAGGAGGCACGGGGACCGGCUGUAUGUACAAGGGGAAGGUCUACCACCAGGGCCAGAAAUGGAGUGACGGCUGUGACUUCACGUGCACGUGCACGGACGAGAGCAGGUCCAAGUACCAGUGUCGACAAAAGUAA
Molecule: messenger RNA, 8721 nt
Organism: Gigantopelta aegis
Lineage: Eukaryota; Metazoa; Mollusca; Gastropoda; Neomphalida; Peltospiridae
Molecular function (GO): protein binding
Source: RefSeq, a predicted model, not a curated record